AGUCAUUGAAAGCAGGAAGAGUUUCUUCUUAUUCCUAAUUCUCAAGUCCCUGUGGCAAUUUAUAUCAACAUGCUGAGCUUUACUGUCCAUACAUGCCAUCAUAACUGGCACAGGUUGGAUUAACAUGGCACCGGGAGAGAUGCUGUGAGCUAUGAUAAAUGAAAUCAGUUCCUUCUGCACUGCCGUGGACUUUUAAUCUUUGGUUUUAAAAGAUAUUCAUCACAAACAGAUGUUUGUUUGCUCAGUGUGGAGACAGAAUGGAAGAGUAUGAAGGAGACAGCAACUCUGGUGAGUUAUUUGAAUUCCCAGGCUCCAGAGAAGAAGAAAUCUUGGUCACCUCUACCCUGAGCGCUGUUCUAGCAGCUAUGUUUCUUUUGGGGAUGGCAGGUAACAUUUAUGUGCUCUUUAUCAAUAUGCUUUCGGCCAAGCCAGCUGGCUGUAUGUGUGUACAUGUGAUCAGUCUAGCGUUGGCAGAUUUACUGUAUCUCUCAACAAUUCCCUUUGUGGUGAGUACAUAUCUUGCUCGAGACUGGUAUUUCGGUGAUGUGGGAUGCAGAGUUCUCUUAAGUAUGGACUUGUUCACCAUGCACGCUAGCAUUUACCACCUUACUGCCAUGAGUGUGGAGAGGUACCAAGCAGUGGUGCAUCCUUUAAAAUCCCGAGUUUCGCAGAGUCAUCACAAAUUCACCAGUGUAGCCAUCUGGCUUACAUCCUUGCUUCUCACCUUACCCAUGAUGUGCAUGAUGCAGCUUCAGGAUAGUCCUUAUGGAUCUGGAAAGAGAAUUUGUUUUCCCACCUGGACACCAAAUGGUUUCAAAUGUUACUUGACUGUUAUUUUUUGCACCAGCAUUCUUGGACCUGGACUCAUUCUUAUAUAUCUCUAUCUACAUCUUGCCAGGGUGUACUGGAUGUCUGGCAUAGAAGUUCAACAGUCCAGGCAUAAACUGAACCAGUGCCUUGGUUUCCGCAUCUUCACCAUCAUUUUGGCGUACUGGGCUUGUUUUGUGCCUUUUUGGGCUUGGCAGUUGGCCAAAUUGUACCAGUGUGAUUCUAUGAGGUUGACAGCAGCAGCCCAGAUAUAUCUCAACUUUGGAGUCACGUGCUUAACCUACGCUAACAGCUGUGUUAACCCACUCCUUUAUACCUUGCUGACGCGCAAUUAUUGGGAAUACCUGGCUGGCCGCGGCCGCGGUACUAGUGUAGAACUACGAAAAGUUGGCCAUGGCCAACUCUAAAAAUGCAGCUCACCAAUUAAAUUCAACAUUCAUCUUGGUUAGGGUGUUUUUUUUUUUACAAAACUGUACAAUACGUGUUUUUAUGGAUAAAUCUAGAAGCAAAUUUAA
Messenger RNA from Xenopus tropicalis (tropical clawed frog), 1343 nucleotides. It is a transcript of the gene uts2rl2, whose product is annotated as urotensin-2 receptor-like 2. The record is from RefSeq and is a predicted model, not a curated record. The coding region runs from base 258 to 1235 and encodes 325 amino acids. The transcript has a single exon. Gene Ontology annotation, biological process: signal transduction; blood vessel diameter maintenance; regulation of blood pressure. Gene Ontology annotation, cellular component: plasma membrane; membrane. Lineage: Eukaryota; Metazoa; Chordata; Amphibia; Anura; Pipidae. Gene Ontology annotation, molecular function: urotensin II receptor activity; G protein-coupled receptor activity.